AUGAAGCCGGAGAGCUUCCCCGAGGAGAAUGGCUUCGGGGAGGGAAGGGCCGCCGGCCAGGGCGACCUCACACCCGAGAGCUGCCAGAAGAAACGCCGCUGGAUUCCGGAAAACUUCUGGGAGGACGUGAGGCAGCUGCUGGUGCUGGCGGGGCCGCUGAUCCUGAUCCAGCUGCUGAUCUUCCUGAUCCACCUCGUCAGCUCCAUAUUCUGUGGCCACCUGGGCAAGGUUGAGCUGGCCUCUGUCACGCUGGCCAUCGCUGUUAUAAAUGUCACUGCCAUCUCUGUAGGUUAUGGCUUGACUUCAGCGUGUGACACCUUGAUAUCACAGACCUACGGCAGCAAGAACCUGCUGCGUGUGGGGGUGAUCCUGCAGCGUGCCACCAUCAUCAUCCUCCUCUGCUGCUUCCCCUGCUGCGCCGUCCUCAUCAACGUCGAGCCGCUGAUGCUGCUCAUGCAUCAGGAUCCCGAUGUCUCCAGGCUGACCCAGCACUACGUGAAUGCAUUUCUCCCUGCCCUCCCGGUGAUUUUUUUGUAUAACCUGGAGACAAGAUAUCUGCAGAACCAGAUGAUCAUGUGGCCCUUGGUGCUGAGUGGGGUCAUCGGCAACCUCACCAACGUGGCUGCAAACUACGUCCUCCUCUUCGUGUUCCACCUGGGCGUCAUGGGCUCUGCCUGGGCCAACACCAUCGCUCAGUAUUCGCAAGCCAUUUUCUUGUUCCUGUACAUCAUAGGCAGGAAGCUCCAUGUGAACACCUGGGGAGGCUGGUCCAGCGAGUGCCUGCUGGAGUGGGACAGCUUCACCUCCCUGGCCAUCCCCAGCAUGCUCAUGAUGUGCAUCGAGUGGUGGACCUACGAGAUUGGGAGCUUCUUGAUAGGCCUGCUGAGCGUUGUGGAGCUCUCUGUCCAGUCCAUCAUCUAUGAGGUGUCUGUUGUGGCUUUCAUGAUCCCCCUGGGGCUGGGCACAGCUGCCAGCGUGCAGGUGGGCAACGCGCUGGGUGCUGGCAACGUCGAGAUGGCCAAGAGAUCCUCCCACACCAGCCUGAUCUGCACAGGGGUGUUCUCUGUAAUUGUGGGGUCCAUUUUAGCUGCUGCAAGGAAUGUGCUGGGAUAUGUCUUCACCACAGACAAGGAAAUCAUUGACUUGGUGGCGUGGAUCAUGCCUGUCUACGUUGUCUUCCACUUGUUUGAAGCCAUGACUGGUGCCUGCAGCGGGGUGCUCAGAGGCAUUGGGAAGCAGAAAUUUGGUGCCAUCCUCAACGCUGUGACUUACUACGGUGUGGGCAUGCCCCUGGCAGCUGUGCUGCUCUUCGUGGCCAGGAUCGGCGUCAUGGGCCUGUGGAUCGGGAUGCUCGUCUGCGUCUUCAUGCUCUGCACCAGCUUCCUCACCUACAUCUCCCGUGUGGACUGGGAGAAGGCAGCCAAGAAGGCUCAGCGCCGCGCAGGAGUGACCCCACAGGAGCUGCCAAGCCUGGGCCCCGAAGGCUCCUACAAGGACCUGGAUAUGGCACCAGCCCCCCAGCCCCACACCUUCCUCCCUGCCAGGGCCGUGCUGGGGUCUGUCGCGGGAUUAGAAUCACAGAGCGACGUUGUGCUGACGAGCAUCACCAGGACAGAGGGACCCACGUACCAGCUGGAGCUGAGGGAGGCCACCUCCUCCCCGGGCACCCGUGCGGCGGUCACCAAGCAGCUGCUCCUCCGCCGUGGGCUGGCCGUGGCCGCGGCCAUCGCCGCGCUGGCCCUCGGCAUCGCCGUGAAGCUGAUUGUCAGCACAGACUGA
Molecule: messenger RNA, 1779 nt
Organism: Agelaius phoeniceus (red-winged blackbird)
Lineage: Eukaryota; Metazoa; Chordata; Aves; Passeriformes; Icteridae
Source: RefSeq, a predicted model, not a curated record